GCGGUGCCAUUCCGGGAGGCUGGGGGGGCUGCGCUGCUGCUGCUGAGCGGGCCGGCAGGGAGGAGCGCCGAGCAUGCGGGGGGCCGAGGACCCCCAGAUCGGGGACGAACCCGAACCUUCAGAAGACGACGAUGUGGUGCUGGAAGGUUUGGAGGACUUCUAUUCCGAGGAGCAGGUGAACAUCCAGAAGAAGAAGAAACCUAAGAAGCUUAAGGAGAACAAGGCUUCCAAAAUCAAGCGGAAGAAGGAGGGCUGCCUUGAGGACGAAAUCUCCGAAAAUGAGGAGGAGUUAGGAGAAAAAUCAGACAGCGAAGGCAGCAAUUAUUCUCCCAACAAGAAGAAGAAGAAGAAACUGAAAGAGAAGAAAGAGAAAAAAGCCAAAUGGAAAAAGAAAGACGAAGACGAGGAAGAGAAUGAAGAUGGAGGCUUAAAGGAGCCCAAGAGCUCGGCUCAGCUCAUGGAAGAGUGGGGCUUGGAUGAUGUGGACUAUGCUUUUUCCGAAGAAGACUACCACAUGCUGACAAACUACAAGGCUUUCAGCCAGUUUCUUAGGCCUUUAGUUGCUAAACAGAACCCCAAAAUCCCCAUGUCCAAGAUGAUGACCGUCCUGGGUGCCAAAUGGAGAGAGUUCAGUGCCAAUAACCCAUUCAAAGGCAGUUCGGCAGCAGCAGCGGCAGCUGCCAUAGCUGCAGCUGUGGAGACGGUGGCCGUGGCUGCUGCUGCGCCGCUUUCCACCAGUGCGGCACAACCGCUGAUGCCCCAGCCUGUCAUCAGGAAGGCCAAAACCAAGGAAGGCAAAGGUCCUGGCGUGAGGAAGAAAAUGAAGACCCCCAAAGACAGCAAGAAAAAGGGAAAAGGGAAGAAAGUGGCGAGCCUGAAAUUCCGCUUUGGGGGGCUCGCCAGCAAGAGGAAAAAAGGCUCUUCGAGUGAAGAAGAGGAACGAGAGGAGUCUGACUUGGACAGUGCUAGCAUCCACAGCUCGUCUCUGCCCUCCAAAUCCUCAGCUGGCUUGGGCAAGAAAGGCAAGCGGCGUAAGAAGAAAAAAAGACUGGAAGAUGGCGACGGUUAUGAGACGGACCACCAGGAUUACUGUGAAGUGUGCCAGCAGGGCGGGGAAAUAAUUUUGUGUGACACGUGUCCCCGUGCCUACCACCUUGUCUGUUUGGACCCGGAGCUGGAGAAGGCCCCCGAAGGAAAAUGGAGCUGUCCACACUGUGAGAAGGAAGGCAUCCAAUGGGAACCGAAAGAUGAAGAAGAGGAGGAAGAGGAGUCUGGCGAGGAGGAAGAUGACCACAUGGAAUUCUGCCGCGUCUGCAAAGAUGGAGGGGAGCUCCUUUGCUGCGACACCUGCCCGUCCUCUUACCACCUGCAUUGCUUGAACCCACCGCUGCCGGAAAUCCCCAACGGAGAAUGGCUCUGCCCUCGGUGCACAUGCCCACCGUUAAAAGGCAAAGUGCAGCGGAUUCUUCACUGGGUCUGGACGGAGCCCCCAGCCCCGCUCGCGUCUGCCUUACCCUCAGCCGACUCCGAGUUUGCGAUCCCUCCUCCGAUGCCUCUGGAAGGGAUCCCGGAGCGAGAGUUCUUCGUGAAGUGGGCCGGCCUCUCUUACUGGCACUGCUGCUGGGUCAAAGAGCUGCAGCUGGAGCUCUACCACACUGUGAUGUUCCGCAACUUCCAAAGAAAGAACGACAUGGACGAGCCGCCGGCUUUCGAUUACGGCUCCGGAGACGAGGACGGCAAGAGUGAGAAGAGAAAGAACAAAGAUCCCCUCUAUGCCCAGAUGGAGGAGAAGUUUUACCGCUACGGCAUCAAACCCGAGUGGAUGAUGAUUCACCGGGUUCUCAACCACAGUUUUGACAAGAAGGGAGACGUCCACUACCUGGUCAAGUGGAAAGAUCUCUCCUACGACCAGUGCACCUGGGAGAGCGGCGACAUGGAUAUCCCCGACUACGAACAUUUUGAGCAGCAGUAUUGGAAUCACAGAGAGAUGAUGUUGGGGGAGGAUACCAGCUGCCUCCUCAAAAGGCUGAACAAGAAAGAGAAGAAUCUGAACAAUGAUAAACUGGAAAGGCCACCGAAAACGCCUGUUGUGGAUCCUACAGUGAAAUUUGACAAGCAACCAUGGUAUAUUGAUACCACAGGUGGGACUCUGCACCCUUACCAGUUGGAGGGUCUCAACUGGUUGCGGUUUUCCUGGGCGCAAGGGAUGGACACGAUCCUUGCAGACGAGAUGGGCCUCGGCAAGACUGUCCAGACCAUUGUAUUCCUCUACUCUCUGUACAAAGAGGGCCACUCCAAAGGUCCUUACCUGGUCAGCGCUCCCCUCUCGACGAUCAUCAACUGGGAACGGGAGUUUGAGAUGUGGGCCCCCGAUUUCUACGUGGUCACGUACACGGGGGACAAGGAGAGCCGGUCUGUGAUCCGUGAAAAUGAGUUCUCUUUUGAGGACAAUGCCAUCCGGACUGGGAAGAAGGUUUUCCGGAUGAAAAAAGAAGCUCAAAUAAAAUUCCACGUCUUGCUCACAUCUUAUGAGCUCAUCACGAUCGAUCAAGCCGUUCUGGGAUCUAUUGAAUGGGCAUGCCUGGUGGUUGACGAAGCGCAUAGGUUGAAGAACAAUCAGUCCAAAUUCUUUAGGGUGCUCAAUAGCUACAAAAUUGACUACAAGCUGUUGCUCACUGGGACACCCCUGCAGAACAACCUCGAGGAACUCUUUCAUCUGCUCAACUUCCUCACUCCGGACAGAUUCAACAACUUGGAAGGGUUCCUGGAAGAGUUUGCUGAUAUCUCCAAGGAAGAUCAGAUUAAAAAACUGCAUGACCUUUUGGGCCCUCACAUGCUUCGGAGGCUGAAGGCCGACGUGUUCAAAAACAUGCCUGCCAAGACGGAGUUGAUCGUGAGGGUGGAACUCAGUCAGAUGCAGAAAAAGUACUACAAGCUAAUCCUGACGAAGAACUUUGAAGCCCUGAACUCCAAAGGGGGUGGCAGCCAGGUGUCGCUUCUCAACAUCAUGAUGGAUCUGAAGAAGUGUUGCAAUCACCCCUAUCUUUUCCCUGUGGCAGCCAUGGAAGCCCCAGUAUUACCAAACGGGUCCUAUGAUGGCAGCUCUCUGGUGAAGUCUUCAGGGAAGCUGAUGCUACUGCAGAAGAUGCUGAAAAAACUGCGGGAUGGAGGCCACCGGGUGCUCAUUUUCUCCCAGAUGACCAAAAUGCUGGACUUGCUGGAAGAUUUCUUAGAAUUUGAAGGUUACAAAUACGAGCGGAUCGACGGCGGGAUUACCGGAGGGUUGAGGCAGGAAGCCAUUGACAGAUUCAAUGCUCCUGGAGCUCAGCAGUUCUGUUUCCUGCUCUCUACCCGAGCUGGUGGUUUGGGCAUAAACCUUGCUACGGCCGACACGGUCAUAAUUUACGAUUCUGAUUGGAAUCCGCACAAUGACAUUCAGGCGUUCAGCAGAGCCCACCGGAUCGGGCAGAACAAGAAAGUGAUGAUCUACCGCUUUGUGACGAGGGCCUCAGUUGAGGAGCGGAUAACCCAGGUGGCCAAGAGGAAGAUGAUGUUGACGCAUCUGGUGGUGCGUCCAGGCCUCGGCUCCAAGUCUGGCUCCAUGACGAAACAAGAGCUGGACGAUAUCCUGAAGUUCGGAACAGAGGAGCUUUUCAAAGAUGAUGUUGAAGGUAUGAUAUCUCAGGGCCAGCGAAUCGGACUGCCUGGCGCAUCAUGACCUUAGGCUCCAAUACUCUAAAAUUAGGGGACAGUGACGCCUGGCAUGAAGAAGAAGCAUGGUGCCCCCCCACCGGGCGAAAACAAAGAUGUGGAGGACAUCAGCGUGAUCCAUUACGACGACGCGGCCAUCUCGAAGCUGUUGGACCCUUGUGGGAUGCUACACCGGCGAUCUGAUACGAACUUCCAGAGCAUGAAUGAGUAUCUCAUCUUUAAAGUGGCCCAGUAUGUUGUGAGAGAAGAGGACGGUGUGGAAGAAGUGGAGCGUGAAAUCAUCAAGCAAGAGGAAAACGUGGACCCUGAUUAUUGGGAGAAGCUGUUGAGGCACCAUUAUGAACAACAGCAGGAAGAUUUGGCUCGUAAUCUUGGGAAGGGCAAGAGAGUCCAUAAAGCAGGUCCCAACUACAAUGUAGCUGUCCCAAAGAGGGACCAGAAGUGGCAAGAUGAGCUCUCCGACAAUCAGUCGGAGUAUUCCAUCGGCUCUGAAGAUGAGGACGAAGACUUUGAGGAGAGGCCGGAAGGUCAGAGUGGCCGGAGGCAGUCCAGGAGACAGCUGAAAAGCGACCGGGACAAGCCACUCCCACCAUUGUUGGCAAGAGUUGGGGGGAACAUUGAGGUGCUGGGAUUCAACGCCCGACAGCGGAAAGCCUUCCUGAAUGCCAUUAUGCGCUGGGGCAUGCCCCCACAAGAUGCCUUCAACUCCCACUGGCUCGUGCGGGACCUCCGUGGGAAAAGCGAGAAGGAGUUCAGGGCUUAUGUGUCCCUGUUCAUGAGACAUUUGUGUGAACCUGGGGCCGACGGUGCUGAGACCUUUGCCGAUGGCGUCCCCCGGGAGGGGCUAUCUCGCCAGCACGUGCUGACGCGCAUCGGCGUGAUGUCCCUAGUAAGGAAGAAGGUUCAAGAGUUUGAACCCGUCAACGGGAAGUACAGCACUCCAGACAUGAUCCCAGAAGGACCAGAUGUCAAGAAAGGCAGUGAAGUUGUCUCUUCGGACCCAAACACUCCGGUCCCAGCCAGCCCAGCUAAUGGGCCAGUGGGACCCCCAUCGCAACCAGAAAAAGGGGACACACAUCUCGGGAUUCCUGAGGAGAAGGAACAAGUGGAAGAGAAGGUUAAAAAGCCCCGCGACGGUCAGGUGCCAGCUGGCGGAGAGAAGGCUGAGAAUGAGGAAAGGGAAGACAGUGCUGAGAGCCAAGCAAAAUCCGGAACGGAAAACACUGAAGAGGGAGAGAAAGCAGAACCUCAUUUGGAACAGCCCAGUAAAGCUCCCACAGAUGAGGCCGCUCAGGAGAAUGAAAAGCCUGCAGAAAAGCCCGAAUUAAAUGCCAGCCCUUGUAAAGGGAGCGGUAAAGAUCCCAAGCCAGAUGAUGCCAAAGCAGAAGAGAAGGGGUCAGCGGAGGCUCAGCAGAACGGGGAGAAGGAGGAUGAUGAAGAUGGGAAGAAGGACGACAAGAACGGGAUCCGGUUCAUGUUCAACAUUGCGGAUGGAGGCUUCACGGAGCUGCACACGCUGUGGCAGAACGAAGAAAGGGCUGCUGUUUCCUCGGGGAAGAUUUAUGACAUCUGGCACCGGAGGCAUGAUUACUGGCUCCUGGCAGGAAUCGUCACCCACGGCUACGCUCGCUGGCAAGACAUCCAGAAUGACCCCCAUUACGUCAUCCUCAACGAACCCUUCAAGUCGGAGAUCCAGAAGGGCAACUAUCUGGAGAUGAAGAACAAGUUCCUGGCUCGGCGAUUCAAGCUGCUGGAGCAGGCGUUGGUGAUCGAGGAACAGCUGCGCAGGGCCGCGUACCUCAACAUGACCCAAGAGCCCAACCACCCGGCCAUGGCCCUCAACGCCCGCCUGGCCGAAGUGGAGUGCCUUGCCGAGAGCCACCAGCAUCUCUCCAAAGAAUCCCUUGCCGGAAACAAACCUGCCAACGCCGUCCUUCAUAAAGUCCUAAACCAGCUGGAAGAGCUGCUGAGCGACAUGAAAGCCGAUGUGACCCGCUUACCUUCCAUGUUGUCCCGGAUCCCGCCUGUUGCUGCUCGCCUGCAGAUGUCCGAACGGAGCAUCCUGAGCCGCCUGACAAACCGCGGAAGUGACCCCGUGGUCCAGCAGGCCUCCUUUGGCUCCUCCCAGAUGUAUAGCAACAACUUUGGGCCAAACUUCCGAGGUCCAGGACCGGGUGGAAUUGUGAACUACAGCCAGAUGCCCCUGGGACCUUACGUGACAGCGACACCUAACGGGCCAACCCCGAGCUACCCCGACAAAAAGAUACCCGAGUCACUGAAAGAAGGCGGAGCCGUAGAAUGCAAAGGACGGCCUCAUGACGUCAUCUGCAUCGAAGACUAAGCGUUUGGCUCUGGGCUCGCCAUGUCCAUAUCCAAAAGUGUUCUUCAAAACAAGAAAAAGGACAACCCCCCCCCCCCCCCAAACACCCCCAUUUCAUGAACUUCUUUGAGAGGGGACAUCCCACUUCCUUGUGUCGCUCUUUUUUUUCCUUUUUGCACUUUCUUACGGAAGACUUGAAAAGUUUGUUGGCUGGGGUAGGACAGCUUUUAUCUUGCCGUUGUCCUCUGUUUCUGCUGACAUGUGGCCGGAUCGGAUGGGAGAGCGGAAGCGGGCGUCGGGAAGGUUGAAACAGACCUGAGCGGAUCCCGAAGCCGAGAGAAGCACCUUGCCCGUCUCCGUUCCGCCUGUGCUCGGAGAAGGUGCGUUUUCGCUCUUUGGGCGCAGGUGUGGGCCAGGGGGGGGGGGUAGGUUGAGUGAUGCUCUGGUGAGGGAGGGGGGCUUUGAGUAGGCUUGAUGUCGCCAUCUAGAUGUGCAUUCAGCUGCUAGCCCAAGUUGGGACACAGCCCUCAUCAACGGAUUCAGCUGAGAAGAAUAAAGCAGAAUCCAGGACUAGCCAGCCCAAGGUGACCGCUUUGAGCUUGCCUUGAUGUCACAGGAAGCAUCCACCAAUCAGUUUGAAUUUUAGCCUGCUGUUCUUCCCUGGAGGGGGGGCAUGUAUGACUCUCCCCUCGACUGUUUCUUGCCACAACAUCCCUGCAAGGUAGGGCAAGCUGAGAGGGAGCGUGGUGGGCUCAGGGUCCUCCAGAGUGAGCAGGGAUUUGAACCUGACCCUCCCCACCCCUUGUUUGCUCCGCUAACCGCUAUGCCACGCUGGCUCUCACGUGCUUAAUGUUCUCUCUUGUUGAAGUCAGUGUACUUCCAAAGUGCUUAACAGCAGCUGGAGACUUUAAGAGGGUCGGCUUUCCGCCUUGGGCAACGAGUGGUGCGCACACACUCCAGAUGUGCCGUCAUCCAGUCCAUCCCUUGACCUCUCUGCCCUGCAUUAUUGCAUGCCUUUGGCGGCUGCUGGCUGAAUGUCUGAAUCAAUCACAGGUGAGGCAAUACGGCUGUCCAUGUCACAGUGACAGCUGCCCAUGCCCUCAUGCCAGUUGUCUCUUGCUCUGCCAGAUCCUACAUGACGCACAGGGGUGCCUGAACCAGCCCUGGGGCCUCUCCAGGACUGUCAGUGCAACUCACCUGUACAUGCCAGGCUGUUGAGCCAGUGAAGUGAACCCACAAGAACGCAGGCAGAAAAUAUCGAACCAGAGUUGCCGAUUUUUGUGGCUUAUUCCCCCUCCCUCCUUCCCUGCCCCCUGAAAAAAUCACUGCUGCGCCAGAACUGAAUCUUAAAGGAUGCCCCCUCCUUGUGUUAGUUCUCAUUCCGUCCCACCUGCUUGAGCUGAGUUUGCUACUUCAAAGCACCUGUCUGUCCUUUUCCCCUGUGGCCAGCUGGAAGACACCUGGCUCUCCUACCGUCCCCCCUCCCCAGUGUGGUUUCUCCCCCUUGUAGUGCACAAAUUCAAGACAUUGUUUUAAAAUAACACUGGGCCGGCCAUCCCUCUUUUCUUGGGGGGGGGGGGGCAAGGUU
Messenger RNA from Sphaerodactylus townsendi, 7619 nucleotides. It is a transcript of the gene CHD5, whose product is annotated as chromodomain helicase DNA binding protein 5. NCBI's taxonomy places the organism in Eukaryota, Metazoa, Chordata, Lepidosauria, Squamata, Sphaerodactylidae. Gene Ontology annotation, molecular function: ATP binding; ATP-dependent chromatin remodeler activity; DNA binding. The record is from RefSeq and is a predicted model, not a curated record. Gene Ontology annotation, biological process: chromatin remodeling; negative regulation of transcription by RNA polymerase II. Gene Ontology annotation, cellular component: NuRD complex; chromatin; nucleus.